GGCGUUACUCGUGACAAGGAGUCUAGUCUACGAGAGCUUUGAGUGGAGAAGUGGUGCGCGUAAAAGUGAAGAGAAAUAGGAGUAGAAGUGAGAUGUUUGUGCAGUGAGACUAGUGGGAGUCAAAUAAAUCGGUGGGAUCUUUUUUCAAAGACCAAUGGUGAAUUUUCCUGUCCUCGUGAAGUGGAAGAGACGCAGCGGUCGUUGCCAAAACGAUUCCACGGAAAAGUAGUAUGUUUUUCUGAAAUUGGAGGCAGUGUGGGACAAAAAAUUGAAGAAAUCUGAGGUGAAUGUUGGUUCGCCGGGUAUUGGUGAUAGUGAUAGUGAAAUCGAGGAACGGUGGAGGUGCUCGAUUUGAAUUCAUAAAUGUGCGAGAGGAGGAGUCUACAAUGGUGGCUCGGCUCCCGCAACAAGUUCUGCUGCUACUCAUACUCGUUGCUGGAACGUCCACGAGGACGUCGCAUGCCAUUGAAGAUCCAAACUGGACGACUUCCGGAUUUCGAAGGAGCAGUAGAUCCUCGAGAGUGACAUCCACUGUUUUACCUUCAGGAAGUUCAUUGGAUGCCGGCAGUGAAAGCAGAAGUAAGAUGGUGGAUUCAGAAUCAAGCAGUGGCAAUGCCAUGAUAGACAGAUUCGAAUCUGGGUCUCGAUUGGAUUUGGGAUUUCCGUCGGUCACUGCAACGAAUGAGGUCUUGGCGCCUUGGCUUCAAAUGGAAUCCGAAGGGAGCCAAGCUGAUGGCAUCUUACGUGUCUCCGACGCAAGGGUCCACCACAUCACCAGCUUGUCUUCUACGCCGUCAAAUCCUCUGCAAAAAGAGGAGACUGAAAGCUUUUCAAUGAAUCCCUCCAGUAAUAGAAUUUCAUCCGAAUCUCUUCCUGACAAAUCGAAUUCUCUCAACGCAUCAUUGACUCUAGAUUCCGAGAAAGUCAUCCCCACAUCAAACCCCAAAGCGCCCUUUAAAAGUGGGGCGAACGAGAAUUUGACUACGAUAUCAACGUAUUCAUCUAAAAUUCGUAAUCGAGGACGUCAUAUGAGAGAUGCAGACAAGAAUUCAGAGUGUAAAAUGUUCGAGGAAGACGUUUUCAAGGAACAUGAAAACAAAUACGAAUUUUUCAGUCCUGGUUAUCCUGACAAAUAUCCCGGAAAAAUCAAGUGUGUUAGGAAAUUAGAAGCUCCACCUGGAAAGCUCAUUAAAUUGGACUUUCGGGAUUAUUUUGAAAUAGAGAGGUCUGAAGAUUGCAAACACGACAGUCUGGAAGUACGUGACGGUGAGCAUGGUUUCGCAACUCUUCUUGGAAAAUUUUGCGGAAACAAAUUUCCUGAAGAAAUUACUUCAAAAACGAGGUUUCUCUGGCUCAGUUUUGUUAGCGAUGAUUCAAUUGAAUAUCGUGGUUUUAAGGCAAUUUGGUGGACCAUUGAUCGUCCAAGUGAGGGAGUACCACGUGAGCCUGAACCCUGCACGCUGAAUAUAACGGGGAUGUUGGAAGCUGUAAUCGAGACUAAGGACAUUCACGAUAGAAAAGAGACAGUACAGAAGGAAGGCCUACCUCUUGACUGUAUUUGGGAGAUUCACGUAGAGAAGGAUAGCAAGAUACAGCUGACGUUUCCAGAAUUUGAUUUGAGCAAACCCAACGAGUGCGAUGCGAAUUACGUUGACGUAUUUGAGGAUUUUCCAGAUAUUCCAUCGCGAUUAAGAAAUUUUUGUGGUAGUAUUGCCGAUCUCGUAACCACUAAAGGACAUGUGGCCUAUCUACACUUCCAUGCAGAGCCUAAAGCCAUAAAUAGCUCAUUCAGGGCUGUCAUGACAGCAGUAAGAGAUAAAGAUAAAGAUGGGUGCAGGGAAGAUGAAUUCGAUUGUGAGGAUGGAUGUAUCGAUUUGAAACUUAAGUGUAAUGGCAACUUUAACUGUCGUUUCCGAUACGACGAAGAGAUCGAGCUAUGCGAUAACGGAGCUACUUCAUUGAUUCAUUCAGAACAUAUCAUCAUUAUUCUGGUUGUUUUUUCUUUAAUCGUAUUCGGUCUUUGCUUCACAUUCGUAUUUAACUGUGUCCGAAAACUCGUUCAAGAUCAUCGUAUUAUAAGAGAACACAUACGACAGUCACGUGAGAAUCGACUGGACGAGAUAGGUCGACUAGCAACGCCCUGUCCGCUUUCUGCUUCCAGAACGGAAAUUCGUGAUCGCGAAAGUGAAUCCCCAAGCUUGGAAGGCAUAACCACCAAAGAACUCCUUCAACCUUCUACUAUAAUAGCUCAUGAAUACACAAAAGAACUCGUAAUGGAAAUGCAUUACGACAAAAAAACAAUGAACGACAUGAAUGAUAUCAAUGACAUCAACGACAUCCAUCAAAGCAACAAUGUCCGCAAUGCCACCCAAGAACGUCUUCAAGAAUCCAGUGAAGAACCCGAAACUAGAGAAAAUGCCUGUCAAACCAGAGAAAGCCUCUUUGAAUACCGAACACCAGACAACGUAAUCAAACCUUCCUUCACAACUUUUGGCUUUCGAGCCCCAAGUUCCCAAAAUGGCAGCACUCACCAACAUAGCUACCAUCAAUCCACUCCGAGCAAAAGCCUGCCAAAACAAGGUUCCCAAAAAUCUCAACAUUCUCAUCAAUGUUCCAGUUGCAGUUCCGCACACAAGGGCAGAGAAGAGAUCAUUACGACUUGUCCCAGACAUUCUGUCGUUCCAGCUCCUCCAGGCUGGUCUCUCCACGAUCCACCUUAUCCACCAUAUCCAGCAGUACAUCCUGAUUCCCAAUAUCCAGAUCCUCUAGAUUUCACCUAUCAAAGGUACCCAAGUCCAAAACCCACCAGGGAUCCAUCUCAUGGUCAAUCACCCAAAACUAGACAUCACACAGCUGGUUCUGGCGAGAGGUAUGGAUCCAUCUUGGGAUCAGGUCAUGGGUCCAUUAUCGGACCAGGACAUGCGUCUAUCGUAGGCUCUGGACAUGGAUCCAGCAAUACAAAUAGUACUAUUAAUUCCGGCACUCCAAAAAGAAUCGCCGGUGAUUCUCGUUAUAGGGCUGAGGCAGUGAUUGAGGUUGAUCAGAAGAGGCCUUUUAGCAUAGAGAGUACUAAAAGUGCUCCUGAUGUGAUUGCGACCCACUGACGACAGAGUGAUGGGGAUUGGGAGCCGUAUAAGAGACGCCAUCCCCUUCAUAAUCGAGAAGAAAGUUUAUU
Molecule: messenger RNA, 3175 nt
Organism: Belonocnema kinseyi
Lineage: Eukaryota; Metazoa; Arthropoda; Insecta; Hymenoptera; Cynipidae
Gene: Neto
Exons: 9
Coding region: 288-3104 (938 amino acids)
Molecular function (GO): protein binding
Source: RefSeq, a predicted model, not a curated record